Neoarius graeffei (lesser salmon catfish) is the source of this 1113-nucleotide messenger RNA. RefSeq names its product pejvakin (gene pjvk). Gene Ontology annotation, cellular component: cytoplasm. Lineage: Eukaryota; Metazoa; Chordata; Actinopteri; Siluriformes; Ariidae. The transcript has 6 exons. The coding region runs from base 4 to 1113 and encodes 369 amino acids. Gene Ontology annotation, biological process: programmed cell death. The record is from RefSeq and is a predicted model, not a curated record.
GCAAUGUUCGCAGCAGCCACUAAGAACUUUGUGAAGCAGGUGGGGGACACCGGGCGCCUGAUUCCCGUCCCGAGCCUCAGCGAGGCCGACCGAUAUCAGCCUCUCAGCCUGGUGACCAGGAAAAGGAGGAGGCAUUUCUGGAAGAAGAACAAAUAUGGCUCGACACCAUUCUCACUCAAGGACAUACUCGUGGGAGAAAAGGAGAUCACUGCGGGAGUGUCCUCUUACCAGCUUCUCAACUAUGAAGACAAGUCAGACGUGUCUCUAAAUGGGCGUCUGGGCAACCAUCUGAUUCACGAAGUGGGCGUCAACAUCAGCGGUUCAGACUCCGUGGCGGUCAAAGCGUCCUUUGGGGUUGUGACUAAACAUGAGGUGGAGGUUCCGACCUUACUACGGGAGCUGAACUCAAGGAAAGUCGAUUUGGAUCACUGUCUGAUCCGUCAGUCUAAGGACAGCGGACGGACCGUAUUGUGCGUCGUCAUGGAGAGUAUUCGCACCACGCGACAGUGUUCUCUCACCGUCCACGCUGGCAUGCAUGGGGCUACCAUGCGGUUUCAGAUAGAUGACAUCCAUAAUCCCAGAGGCCGUGACAAAGCCAUUGUAAUUCCCGCCCACACCACCAUAGCCUUCAGUAUAUUUGACCUUUAUGUGCGUCUUGAUGGACGUCUCGAUAUCUGUGUAGCACCGGAGUCAGUUGGAGGCUUUGAGAGAGAACAGAUGCGCGAGCAGCUCGGAGGAUUCAUCGGCAGGUUUUCAGUCGGCAGGCUGCGAAGGUUCUUCUCGGGAAUCAUUUAUGGGAACCCCUUCAGAGCAGACGACAGAACGUUCGAGGAGCUCACGCACUCAGACCUGUACAUGGAUGACGUGGCGGAUUACUACGAGAAAGCGGCCAGCAUGACCGACCUGUCCACAUCGUACCUGCGUGAGGACAAGCACACUCGCGUCAACCUGCUCAACCAUAACAUCCCCAAAGGCCUGUGUGCUCUCUGCAGCAAGUCCCACCAGCGCAGAGAGACCGUCUACGGCUGCCUCGAGUGCUCCUCUGGUGGGCAGAAGUAUGUGCGCCUACACGCCGUGCCGUGCUUCGACCUGUGGCACAAAAGUUUACGGUGA